Messenger RNA from Alligator mississippiensis (American alligator), 2166 nucleotides. RefSeq names its product profilin 2 (gene PFN2). Bases 155 to 577 code for a protein of 140 amino acids. Gene Ontology annotation, biological process: regulation of actin filament polymerization; actin cytoskeleton organization; positive regulation of actin filament bundle assembly. Gene Ontology annotation, cellular component: cytoplasm. Lineage: Eukaryota; Metazoa; Chordata; Crocodylia; Alligatoridae. Gene Ontology annotation, molecular function: actin binding. The record is from RefSeq and is a predicted model, not a curated record. The transcript has 3 exons.
CGCUCGCCGUGCGCUGCCGCUGCGGGCUCGGGCUGGGGCUGCGCCGCGCGUGUGUGAGCGGGAGGGAGGGGGGGAGCGAGUGAGUGCAGAGCGCGCCGCUGCCGCCGCCGCCCUCCUGUCUCCUCGCUGCUCGCUCGCUGCUCGCGUCGCCGCCAUGGCCGGCUGGCAGAGCUACGUGGACAACCUGAUGUGCGAUGGCUGCUGCCAGGAGGCCGCCAUUGUCGGCUACUGCGACGCUAAGUACGUCUGGGCAGCCACGGCCGGCGGCAUCUUCCAGAGCAUCACGCCAGUAGAAAUUGAUAUGAUUGUAGGUAAAGACCGCGAGGGUUUCUUCACCAAUGGUCUGACUCUUGGUGCAAAGAAGUGCUCUGUGAUCAGAGAUAGCCUGUAUGUGGAUGGUGACUGCACGAUGGACAUAAGGACAAAGAGCCAAGGUGGCGAGCCAACAUACAAUGUUGCUGUAGGCAGAGCUGGCCGAGCAUUGGUUAUAGUCAUGGGAAAAAAAGGUGUCCAUGGAGGGACACUCAACAAGAAAGCAUAUGAACUGGCUUUAUACCUGAGGAGGUCUGACGUCUAAGCAGCCUCUCCCCAUCCAACUAGCAACUGUCUUCAUCACCUCCCAGUUUGUGUUCAGUGCUACCAGACUGUAGAUGGUAGUUUUAUGGGGGGUUUUUUUUAUUUACCCAUUUUUCUAAUGUCAUGAUUCCAGUUACCCUUUCGUUCAUUUGUAUGUUAACCACUGUAUGUAACCAAGUCCCAUAUCUGGCACCAUUGCAGCACAAAGAUGAUAUGCAUGAUAACUUGAAAAAAAUUGGGAGGGGGAAUAUGCCAAGUCUAGGCUUUGCUUUCUCUUAGCAAUUAGUGCGAUAUUGACAACUAAAACAACUUAAACACUAAACAAGGUGCCGAUUGUACAAUCUAAUUUGAUCAAUGCCUCUUCAGCACUUUGAGCAGUUACAAAGCUCAUUUAGUCUUCCUUUUGUAGAGCAUGGUUGGGAGGAAAAAGUGCAUGCAUAUCUUUACUUCUCUCCCUUUCCUGUCUUCAUCCACAUUUUGUUUGCUUUCACCAAUUUUUUUUAUACAGUGCCUGAUUUAACCAGUUUGCCGCUCAAAAGCGCUGUGUUGCGUUAGUUUUGUUGUUGCACUUCACUCUUCGUGUGUCUGAAGCGCGUACUGCUUAAUGAGUGCAAUUGCAAAACUAUCAGAAGGUGCAGAUGCACUGCCUCCCAUGACCUUACAACCACCAUCCUGAAUGAAUACCCAGGGACAUUCCAUCACUGCAAUAGCUCAGGCACUCAAUUUUUUUUGCCAGCUCCUGUUCUGUAGUUGAAUUGUAAAAGGCUGCCAUUAUGGACAUUAGAUAUCCCAACAUAACCAUCUGGAGUGUGUCCGGUUUCAGUUUUUCAUAGGACCAAUUUUAAUUUGCAGCUUAGGAGUUUUUUAUAUGAAACUGCGAUGUCAUUGCAGGAAACUACCACCUUCAGCUUGACUGGUAGCUUUGACUGACUCCAAUCUUCCUGUCAGGUCUUAUUGGUAAAGGGACUUGCUGCUAUAAUACCAGUGUUGGGUGAGGGUUGGUAGUUUAUAAGCUAAAAUUGUCAAUGAUACCAUUUCAAAUUCAAAAUCUUCAUUUGGCCUGUCACACCUUUGCUGCAGAAAUUGUGGAGUAAACUGCCUUGUGCACUAUCAUCUGAAACGUGUAACCAAACUGUCAGUUCAAGAUGGUACUAACUUGUAUGUCCAUUUUAAAGAGAACUGCAGAACUCUAUACAAAAGAAUAAAUGGGAGAUGGUAUUGGUUGGAAUAACUGACUUGGCUGUCUUGUGAUGCAUUUUUUAAUAUGUAUUCUGUGCCAUACUAUUGUUUAAAAAAAAAAAUGAACUGUUGCUAUUGUGAGAUGGAUUUUAACUGACUACAAGGGUUUCUUUCGAAUGGCACUACUUUAGGGACAUUCUAGUAUUUGCUUCUAUUGUUUGGGCCUUGUGGAUAAUGUACAGAUUUAAACAAAUUCUUGUUGCUGAUUUGUCCAUUUCUUUCCCUGCACUUUGUUACAUCUGGGAUACAGUCUAACUCAUCUGAUUUAAUAUGCAUUUCAAAAAAUGCCAUAACUAUUAAAACACCUUGUUUACAGAUGGAUGAAAUUAAAUUUAUUCCAACCAAAUGAAA